Messenger RNA from Closterium sp. Yama58-4, 855 nucleotides. The record is from the annotation of a GenBank genome assembly. Lineage: Eukaryota; Viridiplantae; Streptophyta; Zygnematophyceae; Desmidiales; Closteriaceae.
AUGGAGUCGCAUGCGUGUUUUCAUUAUUCCACUCUAUUGUUGAGAUGCAGCCUGACAGCGUGGAUAGUCAUCCAAAGGAUUUACGUUACCAAGGAAUCUCGAGGAGUAAGCCAAUUUGCCGACGCUCCCACACAACAGGCACUCUUCCCUGUUUGCCGAAUUCCACCAGCAACCGAAGUAUCCGCCAUGGCUGCCACCACCUCCGUCGCUGCCAUGAACUUGGCUGCUCCCGUGGAGCUCGGCAACCCGGCCCAGAAGGCUUCCCGCGUGUUCAACAACACCGUGUCCUUCGCCCGCGCUGAGAAGGCUUCGCUCGCCGUCAGUGCCUCGGCUGAGGAAGAGCAGAGCAGGCGCUCGGCUCUUGCCCUCAUUGCCACCACCGUUGCCGUCUCCCUUUCCGGCAGCGCUCAGGCCGUUACUGGCGUGAAGAUCGAGGGCCCCCCUCCUCCGGCUGGCGGCCUUCCCGGCACUGAGAACUCUGACCAGGCCCGUGACUUCGACGCCCCCCUGAGCGAGCGGUUCUUCAUCCAGAUCAAGACCCCCGAGGAGGCUCUUGCCCGCGCCAAGGAUGUCGUCGGUGUGUUCGACGAGGUUCAGGGCUACAUCACCAAGAAGGCCUGGCCCUAUGUCCGCAACGAGCUGCGCUCCGAGCUCGGCUACUUGAGAUACGAUCUUGCCACCGUCAUCGCCUCCAAGGCCAAGGCCGAGAAGAAGGCUCUGAACGCUGAGCUCAAGGAGCUGAUCACCACCCUGGAGUCGUUGGACUAUGCCGCCCGCGUGAAGAACCAGGAGGCUGCUCAGAAGUACUUCGACGCCACCAAGUCCAAGGUGUCUGCCCUUCUUGCUAAGCUGUAA